UCCGUUCGUGAUCGGAGGAGGAAUAAUUUUUGUUUUAUUUUCUUUAUUUAUUAUGGGAACAUAUAAAUAACAAUUAAAUAGACUAUAGGAAGCCAUAAUGUUUUGCAAAGAGUUCGUAUGCUGAGUGUUGUUGUCGAUGUCGGGCCCAGAGCGGCGCUGCAUCCCGAUGCCGAGCCUGCUGGAGGCGGUGGGUGGGGGCGGUGUGGGGGCGGUGGGCGGGGGCGGGGCGACGCGCGUGGGGGCGGCGUGGCAGCGCGUGCGGGCGCGGGGGGCGCAGCAGCCGCGGUGGGCGCGCCGCCACCUGCUGCUGGCGCACUCCGCGCUGUACGCGUACCGCUCCGCGCAGGGGUCGCGCGCGGACUGCAUGAUCCGGCUGGAGGGGUUCACGGCGUGCGCGGCCGCGGAGGUGAAGUCGCGCGCGCACGCGUUCAAGGUGUACCACACCGGCACCGCCUUCUACUUCGCCGCCGACUGCGCCGACGACAUGCGCGCCUGGAUCCGCGCCCUCGCCGCCACCGCCGCCGCCCACUGCCCCGCGCACGCGCAGCUAGACCUAUCGCAGCAGUUCUCCGAGACCGAUUAUUCUGACACCGAAUCUGACGACGAGAGCUCGGAGCGUCGCGAACGAGAGACGCGCGACGAGAGGGAGAGGGAGAGGGACAAAGACAAGUCCAAGUUCGGGUCGUUGAAGAAACUGACGGUGCGGAUGCAGCGCAGCGAGUCCACGGAGAACGUCGCCCACUCCACCAGCCUCGACCGGAAGUAUUUGAGGUUCUUCUCCAGGAAUAAGAAUAAGGAUGAGCCUAAACCUAGUAAGAUAAAACAUCCCGGGCCGGUGCCGACCGAGCAGUACCGCAGCUACCGGCGCGCGGGGGCGGGGGCGGGCGUGGGGGCGGGGGCGGCCACCCCCGCGCACGCGUCCAGCCCCGAGCUGGCCCCCGCCCCCGCCCCCGCGCCCUCGCCCCGCCCCCACCUCACGCUGGAGCAGUUCAUGCUGGCCGAGCAGGAGGACACGCGCCGGCAGAUGUACCGCGAGCGCGUGGUGCAGGGCGUGCGCGCGCGCAGCGGCCCGCGGCCCGCCGCCCCCGCCGCCCCCGCCGCCCCCGCCGCCCCCGCCGCGCACAGUCGCGACAGAUCAUGUAACGCCGAGGACAGUCCGGUACGGGAGAUGAGCACUAGCGAGGCUCCGCACGAACGAUGGCGGGAUUCAUUGCGCAGGAACCACAAGGUUCACAGCGCGCAACACAAACCGGCAGCGCCCAUCACAUCCACAGGAACCAGCUGGUCGGGGCCGGGGGCGGGGGCGGGGGCGGGGGCGGGGGGCGGCGUGUCGCGGCUGCGGCUGGUGUUCGGCGCGGCGGCGCGGGACCCCCCGCAGUACCCGCACCUGCAGUGCCCGCCCACGUUCCAGCCGGAGAGCUACUCGCUGGCGCGCCUCGCCCCCCCUCCGCCGCCCCCCUCCCACUCCGCUUCCCCCUCUCCCGCCCCGCGCGCGCCUCCCCCUCCCGGUUCCUAG
Messenger RNA from Diatraea saccharalis (sugarcane borer), 1516 nucleotides. The record is from the annotation of a GenBank genome assembly. Lineage: Eukaryota; Metazoa; Arthropoda; Insecta; Lepidoptera; Crambidae.